Metarhizium brunneum ARSEF 3297 is the source of this 1524-nucleotide messenger RNA. RefSeq lists its product as uncharacterized. NCBI's taxonomy places the organism in Eukaryota, Fungi, Ascomycota, Sordariomycetes, Hypocreales, Clavicipitaceae. The record is from RefSeq and is a predicted model, not a curated record.
AUGGCAUCGACAAUACCGCUGCUGGACCAUGAAUCCGUCACCUUUGAAGAAGCGAAAAAUCUGGACUUCAAUGUAAUCCAUCGCCACAACCAAGUCGCACUGGCGAAGCAGCUAUAUCACGAUUUAUGGAGCCACCGGGAGUCUAUUGCGACAAUAACGAAGAAACAGCUCGGGCUGGACGCUGGAGCAGAAUGCUCCGUCGCUCUCCCUCAGGAUUGGAUUCGAGGAAAGUUCAAUGUCUGUAUUCCUAUCGAGGUGAAGUCGCGCCGACUCGGAAGAAGGGUGUUGAUGCGUUGCCCCAUGCCUUUCGCGCUCCGUGACUCGGCGUCUCUGGACGAAAAGCUGCGAGGCGAGGUCGGUGCAUACCUCUGGAUGCAGGAACACUGUCCAGAUAUUCGCAUCCCACAGCUAUAUGGAUUUAGUACUUCCAAUGGUCACUUUACUCAUGAAGCCCGACUCCCAUGGUACAUGCGCUUGCGUCGUAUCGUCUUGCGAGUCUUUCGAUCAGUAUUCCAACAUCCGGCUCUUUCAUCAUACGCCCCUAUGACUUCACCUACGACAUUGCCAACUCAGUACAUGUUGUUAGACUAUAUAGGACAAGAUGUUGGGCAAAUGCUGUCAAGUACGUGGAAUAUGCACCGGCAUGACCCGUCCCACCGGAAUCGACUGUUCCAUGGUUUAGCCCGCAUUAUGAUAUCGCUGGCCCGGAUACCACAGCCCAGAAUAGGCUCAUUUCGAUUUCACGACGACUGCACUGUAACACUGACAAAUCGACCUAGUUUUGCAGCCACUGCGCUACUGGAAAACUGGGGGGCCGAGCCGUCAAUAGAUCAUGAAGAAACGUAUUGUUCCACCGAGUCGUAUGUUGCCGACAUGAUCACAUUACAUGACAACUAUUUCUACAGCAAUGAGAGUGCAGCAGAUGACGAGCAUGACUGCCGGGCCCAGAUGGCAAUUCGUACGAUGCUUCGCACCCUCUCCCACAACUACAUUAAAAGGGAAUAUAGAAAUGGGCCGUUCCUACUUCAGCUCACCGAUCUUCAUCAAAGCAAUGUCUUCGUGGAUGAUGACUGGAAUAUCACUUGCCUUCUUGACCUAGAAUGGCUAUGCGCUCUACCUCCAGAGGCCUUGUCGGCCCCGUAUUGGUUCACGGGGCGGAGCAUUGACGGAAUUGUGGACAACCACGAAGGCCAGAACUUGACUGAAUACGACGGCAUCCGGAAAGAAUUUAUGCGCGCCUUCUCAGAAGAGGAAUCUAGAUUCAAGCUAGUCUGGCCACUCUCAAGGAUCAUGGAAGAAAUGUGGCAGUCAAAGGGUACUUGGUUUUGGCAUAGCUUAGAGUCUGUUAAUGGGGCCUACUACCUGGUGUAUGAUCACCUUGUACCACAGUUUUCAGAAACCAUAUCUGGACUGGAUAAGUCCUUUGCACUACUCUGGAGACGGAAGUCACAGCACAUUGUCGAGAAGAAGAUUUCUGAUUUCAAUGGCUAUACUCAGAAACUAGGUCGACUAUAUACUGAAUGA